Messenger RNA from Knipowitschia caucasica, 777 nucleotides. Lineage: Eukaryota; Metazoa; Chordata; Actinopteri; Gobiiformes; Gobiidae. The record is from the annotation of a GenBank genome assembly.
AUGAGACUCAUGGCAUUGAAGGUGUUUCUGUUCAAACACACUAGAACUGGAAGGUCACAGUGGACACGCCUCCUCGGACAGGCGGACUGUCACAGUGGACACGCCUCCUCGGACAGGCGGACUGUCCCAGUGGACACGCCUCCUCGGACAGGCGGACUGUCACAGUGGACACGCCUCCUCGGACAGGCGGACUGUCACAGUGGACACGCCUCCUCGGACAGGCGGACUGUCACAGUGGACACGCCUCUUCGGACAGGCGGACUGUCACAGUGGACACGCCUCUUCGGACAGGCGGACUUCACAGUGGACACGCCCCCUCGGACAGGCGGACUGUCACAGUUGUCACGCCUCCUCGGACAGGCGGACUGUUACAGUGGACACGCCUCCUCGGACAGGCGGAUUGUCACUGUGGACACGCCCCCUCGGACAGGCGGACUGUCACAGUGGACACGCCCCCUCAGACAGGCGGACUGUCACAGUGGACACGCCUCCUCGGACAGGCGGACUGUCACAGUUGUCACGCCUCCUCGGACAGGCGGACUGUCACAGUGGACACGCCUUCUUCGGACAGGCGGACUGUCACAGUGGACACACCUCCUCGGACAGGCGGACUGUCACAGUUGUCACGCCUCCUCAGACAGGCGGACUGUCACAGUGGACAUGCCCCCUCGGACAGGCGGACUGUCACAGUGGACACGCCUCCUCGGACAGGAGGACUGUCGCAGUGGACACGCCUCCUUGGACAGGCGGACUGUCGCAGUAGACACGCCUCCUUGA